GCCGAGCAAGAACGAGUGGUAUGAAGGAGAAGGGAAGUUUACGUUUCCCAACGGGGUCGUCUACGUCGGCCAGUUUCGCAAAGGCGAAUUCCAUGGGCAAGGUGCCCUCGUCUAUCCGAAUGGAGGCAGGUAUCAAGCGACGUGGGAGAGAGGCUACGCAGUAGAGGGCAGGUACGUCUUCAACGACGGCCUGCUCUAUGAGGACAAGAACUGGCAGUAUGUGUCGCAGGGCGAUCGACGCUUCUACACCGAAGUGAAAGAAGGUCUGAAGCCGGCCGGCGAAACACUACUGACCAACGAGAAG
Symbiodinium sp. CCMP2456 is the source of this 304-nucleotide messenger RNA. Lineage: Eukaryota; Dinophyceae; Suessiales; Symbiodiniaceae. The record is from the annotation of a GenBank genome assembly.